Messenger RNA from Peromyscus eremicus (cactus mouse), 1141 nucleotides. RefSeq lists its product as uncharacterized. NCBI's taxonomy places the organism in Eukaryota, Metazoa, Chordata, Mammalia, Rodentia, Cricetidae. The transcript has 6 exons. Gene Ontology annotation, molecular function: DNA binding; structural constituent of chromatin; protein heterodimerization activity. Gene Ontology annotation, cellular component: nucleosome. The record is from RefSeq and is a predicted model, not a curated record. The coding region runs from base 130 to 1125 and encodes 331 amino acids. Gene Ontology annotation, biological process: nucleosome assembly.
AUGGCCAUGCCAGGGGCGGGGCUAAUGCGCUUCAGGUUUCAGUCUUCAAUUAGGUCCGCAGACACUGCAUAUAAGGAGAAGUGCCUGCGUCUGUCUUGCUACUGACGUCUGAGCUACUCCAGCUUAGUCAUGUCUGGUCGGGGUAAAGGUGGUAAAGGUCUCGGAAAAGGCGGCGCCAAGCGCCACCGCAAGGUCCUGCGCGACAACAUCCAGGGCAUCACCAAGCCCGCCAUCCGCCGCCUGGCCCGGCGUGGCGGCGUCAAGCGCAUCUCCGGCCUCAUCUACGAGGAGACCCGCGGGGUGCUGAAGGUGUUCCUGGAGAACGUGAUCCGCGACGCCGUCACCUACACGGAGCACGCCAAGCGCAAGACCGUCACCGCCAUGGACGUGGUCUACGCGCUCAAGCGCCAGGGGCGCAGGGCGCCAGUUUCCUACCAUGUCUGGACGCGGCAAACAGGGCGGCAAGGUAUGGCUCGCACCAAGCAGACGGCCCGCAAGUCCACCGGCGGCAAGGCCCCGCGCAAGCAGCUGGCCACCAAGGCCGCCCGCAAGAGCGCCCCGGCCACCGGCGGCGUGAAGAAGCCGCACCGCUACCGGCCCGGCACCGUGGCGCUGCGCGAGAUCCGGCGCUACCAGAAGUCGACCGAGCUGCUGAUCCGCAAGCUGCCGUUCCAGCGCCUGGUGCGCGAGAUCGCGCAGGACUUCAAGACCGACCUGCGCUUCCAGAGCUCGGCCGUGAUGGCGCUGCAGGAGGCCUGCGAGGCCUACCUGGUGGGUCUGUUCGAGGACACCAACCUGUGCAUUGUUGUAAGUAUGUCUGGUCGCGGCAAAGGCGGGAAGGGCCUGGGCAAGGGCGGCGCCAAGCGCCACCGCAAAGUCCUGCGCGACAACAUCCAGGGCAUCACCAAGCCCGCCAUCCGCCGCCUGGCCCGGCGUGGCGGCGUCAAGCGCAUCUCCGGCCUCAUCUACGAGGAGACCCGCGGGGUGCUGAAGGUGUUCCUGGAGAACGUGAUCCGCGACGCCGUCACCUACACGGAGCACGCCAAGCGCAAGACCGUCACCGCCAUGGACGUGGUCUACGCGCUCAAGCGCCAGGGACGCACGCUCUACGGCUUCGGCGGCUAAACUUGGUCCCUGUCUU